GCAAAACAAGGAAGAAAAGAUGGCGGAUAGAAAUAGAAAGAGAUCAAAUCAUGUAUUUAUGUUGCAAGUUUAGAGUUUUGCCAGUCGCAAUCUUUGAUUCCAACCCAUGAAAUUUGAAGACGGAAGUGUCAGUGUAUUGAAAAACCAUGGGCCUGAAGCUUAGUACGCACAAUCAGCCCCGUAUGAGAACAUACUCUGGGAGCAGCCCUGCUGGCACCAGUUCGGCCACAGGGGAUUUAGCCAUGGGUCGAUCAGGGGGUGCUGCCGCCCGUGCCCGUGCCAGAAGUCUCGGAAGCUUCCAAUCCCCUGGUCAUUCGGGUGCUUUGACUAUACCAACAUCAAACGGCGCCGCUCACAGAAGCAAUUCGCCCGAUUCUGAUUCUAGCUCACCUGAAGAAGGGGGACCCUUCGGCCGCGCGUUUGCUCACUCCCUACCCGUGCAUUUGUUUGCUUUACAAGGAAUCAAGUGCCCAGUGUGCUCCAAGUUCAUUCCUCCAGAUGAUAUUGAGUGUCAUCUUGUCAUCUGCCUCACCAAGCCAAGAAUAACCUACAAUGAGGAUGUGUUGCCAGAUGACAAGGGGGAGUGUGUCAUAUGUUUUGAAGACCUGCAGAAAGGGGAUACCAUUGCCAGACUACCAUGCUUGUGUAUAUAUCACAAAGCGUGUAUAGACAAAUGGUUUGAAGUGAACCGUUCUUGUCCGGAACAUCCAGCUGAUUAGAGAUGCAAGGAGCUUUGAUGUGAGGACAGUGUCAGGAGUUCACAGCAGAUGCAAAAUGGUGGACAAAAAAACCCAAUGGUGCAUGAAUUUUGUGAUAUCAAACCUUCAAUUACCAUAUUUUGCUUGCACAGAGAAAUUGCACAGCUGCCCUUAUUGUGGUGGUAGUUGUUAAUUGCAGAGCAAUUUUGUUUGUGCCAAUCUGAUAACUUUUCCCUCAGAUGACACAAGCAAUCAAUUCUGGGAUCAAUAAGCCAGUUUCUAUAGAUAGUCACAGUUAUUUAUGGAUCGUCAAGACUUGGUUUGGAUACAUGAUUUAGUUAAAGUCUUCAGCCAGCUAUCAGUUGACCUCAAGAAUAAUCAAUCAGAAUGUGAAACAAAUCAAUGACUAACUUAGACUGAUGGCUGCCAGUUGUCACUAGAAAGGAUGACGUCACAAAUCAUUGCCAAUCUCUCUUUGACUCCGACUGUGGCAGCAGAACUGGACUGUAUAUUCUAUUGAUUGUCAAGGUGUAACAAGCAGGACUUGAUGGAGUUUCCUGUUUUGUCUAAUCUCGGAUUUGUUUGAUCCGUGUUGAUUUUGUUGCAAUGCUUCAAAAGUGAAAGGGACAUUGCCAUGAAAACAGUUAUUGCUACUUUUAUUUGACCUUUUAAAAUGUGAUCAUUUAUGAUCCAUAGGAUGGAAUGAGAAGUGCAUAUGCUAGGCUGGUUACCUAGGGAAUGCUUUUACACACCAAAAUAAUUAACUCUUUUAGUACAGAUCCCACCUUGAGGGCAAGUGGUACAUACAUCUGUCAUUAAAGGGGUGAGGGCCUGUUUUAGUUAAAAACUGAUAAUAACUGUGUAUAUGUGCUAGAGUUUCGUGUGUACAGUGUUUGGUUGGUUAAAGCUUGCAUUUAACCCAGUGGAUGGCAGUGUGUUCAGUAUUUUGACACUAUGUUUUUAUGAGUGCAGUCUCCAUGGAGACGAUGACACUGACUUGAUGGAUAUAUUCUGUGUGAUAAAAGAAUUGAAGUGGUUUAACUGGUGUAUCACAACACUCCCGCUUGGAAGACACACUCAAGGAUGGUAUAAAUGUGGAAUCACGAUACUUGACAAUGGAGGGAUGGAGUGUCUCAUCAGUGUUUUAUAAAAAAAAUUCUCAGAGGUUCUCAAGUUGCCACAAGUCACCUGUUGGUAAAAACAACUUCAGUGGAAGGAGAGUGAAAUUGUGAUAGGAUAUAUUCAUGCCAGUGCCACAUCCAUAUUUGAUGAAGUUCGGUGUAUUCAUUUAAGGAUGUUUCUGACGAAAUAUGCAUUCAACUCUUGAAGGCGGGUGUAGUAGUGAUUGAUGUGGACACUGCACAAGCUGUCCCUUGGGCACUUGCCAAGCUGGACAGUCGUUCACAGUGUGUACAGUACAACCACCGCCAUCUCUACUUGUAUCAGUCAUUUAUGUCAAUAUUAAGCCAGUCUACAAGUGGUGUCAGUUCAACAACAGUCAGCCAUCACGAAGCUAAACAGACUGUCAGCCACACCCAGACGUCAACUUUGUACAGAUUUGUCAACAUUGUACAGAUUUGUCAACUUUGUACAGAUUUGUCAACAUUGCCCGGACAUUUCAACAUUAAACAGAUUCUCAAGGUUACUCCAAUGUGUCAACAUUAAUAGGUUUGUCAACAUUACCAAGAUUUGUCAACAUGAUAUGGUCUUUUCAACAGUGCCCAUAUUCUGUCAAUAAUCAACUGAUUUUGUCCACGGAAGGAUAUUUGUGAGUGUACCCAGAUUGUCAACUGCACUGAUUUGUCAAUUAUUCAUCGUGGGUAGGGUCAAUCCUGUUCUUGUUUCAGCAAUGCCUGAUCUUGUCAACGGUCAGGUUCUGAAAACAGUGCUCAUGUUUGUGAACUACUGGGUCUUGUCAGUGGUGCCAAGGUAUGUUGUCAAGGAGAUGAGCACUUAUCGAUGGUGCCAAGAAUUGUCAGAUGAGACUUGUUAGUGGUGGCCAGGCUCGAAGUGAAGGAGACAAGACUUGUCAGUGGUAUCGAGAGUUGUUUUCAGUGGUGCCAAGACCUAUUGUCAAAGGUGCCAAAACUGUUGUCAGCUGUGCCCAGGCUUGUUGUAAAUGGAGACAACACUUGUCAAUGGUCCCAAGACUUGUUGUCAUUGGUGCCAAAGCUGUUGUCAGCGGUGCCCAGCCUUGUUGUCAAUGGAAACAAGGCUUGUCAAUGGUGCCAAGACUCGUUGUCAAUGGUGCCCACCCCUGUUUGUCAGUAGUGACAAGACUUGUCAACAGUGUACAGACACUUAGCCAAAUGAACCUAUUGUGUGAUAUAAACUUUUUGUAAGAUUGUAUACAUACAUGUACAGCAUGUUGCUGCCGCCAUGGACGUGACCUGAUAUUAUACAUAUAUAUGUUGUAUCUGUCACUGCUUCUUGUAACCCAAUGACUUUUGUGCAUGUGGCUAGAAUUGGACUCUAUGCUCUGUAUGUUUGGUCAAGGUUGUCGCAUGUGAUAGUGAUGGAAACAUGUAAAGUUAACAAACUAUUAUGUACUUUCCCCACAAUGCAACCUUCAUUGCCUAUGUUAAUUAGACUAUGCUGAUCUUAAUUCAGAUUUGUGGGGUAGCCUAGGCGUUAAAGCGUCCGCUCGUCAUGCCGAAGACCCGUGUGAUUCCCCACAUGGGUACAAUGUGUGAAGCCCAUUUCUGGUGUCCCCCGCCUUGAUAUUGCUGGAAUAUUGCUAAAAGCGGCAUAAAACCAUACUGAGUGACUCACUAAUUCAGAUUUGUCUGUUUAACAUGUUAAAAGGUAAGGACGUGCUUCAGCAGAAACUAUAGAGCAUUUUUAAAUGUAAUUGUAACAUUAUAUGUACAUCAGGUUUAUAUUUAUUAUGGAUCUCAAGGUAACUGAACAAACAUAUUACAAAAUUCCCUGUCACAAUUCUGAACAAUCAAAGUCAUAUGAAUGAUCAAUAUUGGUAAAAUCAGCAUAAAACCAAAUUUCUCACUCACACUUUGUACUAUAAUGAAGUAACAAUCAAACUGAGAAUUGUUUAACUCAGUAAUAUUGUGAACUGGGAGAAUUUUUCUAGUCUGAACUUGUUAAAAAGUUGUCAACAAUUGUGUAAUUUAACUGAAGGUAGUAAAGAUUGAAGUUGUU
Molecule: messenger RNA, 3854 nt
Organism: Haliotis rubra (blacklip abalone)
Lineage: Eukaryota; Metazoa; Mollusca; Gastropoda; Lepetellida; Haliotidae
Product: E3 ubiquitin-protein ligase ZNRF2-like
Source: RefSeq, a predicted model, not a curated record